CUGCUUGUCAGGAAGCAAGCUGAUUGGCCGAGGCCUAGCAAAGAGUGCCCGGGGAUCCAAAACUGCAGGCCGCACUUAGCUUACCGUCAAAAAUAAACCAAAUACAUUAAUAGACAAAACGGAGGAGGGGGAGAAACACCAAAAGAGUCCGAAGACGACGUUAUCAGAGGGAUCAAUUGCAUUGGUGGGAAGUAACACAUCUAAUAUGCUGUUUUUAUUUUAUAGUUCUGCGCAUCAAAUGUGAAGUUUUCAGGCGGUUUUGUUUUUGCCGGUGUUAAACAUGGACCAAGGAGGCGGUGUGUUGGAGUUACACACACAGGAGCUGAAGAUGCCCCACGCUAUGAUCAUGCAAGACUUUGUUGCAGGGAUGGGUGGCUUGGCACACAUUGACGGCGAUCACAUCGUGGUGUCUGUGCCAGAGGGCAUGCUUCUUUCUGAUGUGAUGACGGACGAGGGCAUCCUCCUGGAGCACGGCCUGGAGGUGGAGGGUCUGGAGACUCAGGUCGUCGAAGGCCUGGAAACUGAAGUUGUCGAAGGUUUACACGCAGAUGUCGAGGGUCUGGAGGCAGAGGUGGUUGAUGGGCUACAGACAGAAGUGGUAGAGCUGGAGGCUCAGGUUGUGGAAGGCCUAGAAGGAGAAGUCGAGGUGGAGGGUCUUGAGGCACAUGUAGUCGAAGGACUGGAAACCGAAGUCGAUGUGGAGGACCUGGAAGCUCAUGUUGUUGAGGGCCUUGAGGAGGAAGUGGAAGUGGAGGGCUUGGAAGCGGAGGUUGUGGAGGGUCUGGAGGUGGACGUCGAAAGCCUGCGCUCUCAGGACGUAGACGGCCAUCAAAUCGGCAAUGAGGACAUGGUUCACUCAGAACAUAGUGUGAUCAUGCCGGAAAACAUCCUAGGAACCGAGGUUGCGAUAGAAGCGGCUUUAGAACACCACCACGUGCUAACCUCAGACCUUAUCCAGGAUGCCAACCACCACGAUGACAUGUCAGACCAGGUGUUUGUUGCAGAGCUUCUCUCGGACCACCAAGAUAACACUCUAGACCAUCAACUUGUCGCAGAGGGCUUGAUGGUGACAGAAGCCAAUGCGGAGACCAUCAUUCAUCAGCAACUUCCAUCUGAGGGGGUUCCCCUGCAGAUGGAUGAAGACGAUGACGGCAGAAGCAGCUCCGAAGAUUACCUCAUGAUCUCCCUGGAUGAGGUGGGAGAGAAGCUGGACAUAGGAGACACCCCUCUUGAGAUUAGCACUGAGGUGAUGGAAGACAAGGACUGCAAGGAAGACUCUACCGCAGAAGUCAUCAAAGUCUACAUUUUCAAGGCUGAGGCAGAUGAUGAUUUGGGUGGAACAGAAGUGAUAACUGAGGAUGAUUAUCAAAAUGGCCACCCCGAUCUUGAAGCCGCUUCAUCUGGAAGACUCGGAGUUGGCCGUGACAAGAUGGUCUACAUGGCAGUCAAGAAGCAGCCCAAAAUUGAAGAGGACGACGACGACGAGGACAGUGAUGAUGAUGAUGAUGAUGACAUCAGUAAGACUAUAGAUCAAGUCAAGAAUGGCACAGCGACACCAUUUCUUCAAAUUCGAGAGGGUUUACCCCCAAACCGUGUCCUCAAACCCAAAGCCAAGAAAAAGAAGAAAGGGGACAUUAGGCAGUGUCAAACUGCUGUCAUCAUUGGGCCCGAUGGCAUGCCCCUGACAGUCUACCCAUGCCACAUAUGCGGAAAGAAGUUCCGCUCACGAGGCUUCCUCAAAUGCCACAUGAAAAACCACCCGGACCACCUUUUAAAGAAGAAGUACCAAUGUACAGACUGUGACUUCACCACCAACAAGAAGAUCAGUUUCCACAACCAUUUGGAGAGUCACAAGCUGCUGAGCCACAACAGCGAGCGCUCCCCGGAAUACACGGAGUACGCCCGGCGCUAUCAUGAGUCCAGCCCGCUGGGCUCCGACAAGCUCAUCGUCAAGGACCGCGAGACCAAGCUGCAUCACUGCAAGUAUUGCGACUACGAAACGGCAGAGCAGGGCCUUCUCAAUCGCCACCUGCUGGCCGUGCACAGCAAGAACUUUGCGCACGUGUGCGUUGAGUGCGCCAAAGGGUUUCGCCACCCGUCCGAGCUAAAGAAACACAUGCGGACCCACACGGGUGAGAAGCCCUAUCACUGUCCGCACUGCGAAUUUCGCUGUGCGGAUCAGUCCAACCUUAAGACUCACAUCAAAAGCAAGCAUGGCGCAGACCUGCCCUUCAAGUGCAGCCACUGCCCGCAGGCGUACGCAGACGCACGGGAACUCCAGCGUCACAUAGAGAUGGUGCAAGGUCACAAGACGCACCAGUGUCCACACUGCGAACACAAGAGCACCAACUCCAGUGACCUGAAACGACACAUCAUCUCCGUGCACACCAAAGACUUUCCCCACCAGUGCGACGUGUGUGAGAAAGGCUUUCACAGGCCCUCCGAGUUGAAGAAGCACGCUGAGACGCACAAAGGGAGCAAGGUGCACCAGUGCCGGCACUGUAACUUCAACGCCCCUGACACGUUCACCCUGAGUCGCCAUAUUCUUUCCCUGCACACAAAGGAACUCCCGUUUAAGUGCAAGCGAUGUCGGCGAGGCUUUCGGCAGCCGGCGGAGCUGAAGAAGCACAUGAAGACGCACAGCGGCAGGAAAGUCUAUCAGUGCCAGUAUUGUGAGUACAACAGUACGGACGCUUCGGGUUUCAAGCGGCAUGUCAUCUCCAUUCACACCAAGGACUACCCCCACCGCUGCGACUACUGCACCAAGGGCUUCAGGAGGCCUUCGGAGAAGAGCCAACACAUAGCCAGACACCACAAAGACAUGUUAAUGUAACAUCAUCACACUUAAGCCCCCCCCACACACACACACCCACACACACACACCUACCCCUGUACAUCGGUGUCACGCACGCUGAGGUAAUUUUAGUGUAUUCAAAAUUAAAUGCUAUAGGCUGUUGAAGGCAACAACAUAAUUGCCAUUCUGUGUUGUCAUGGGUAUAAAACGCCACCUAAUGCCAGAACAUGUUUUAGAUGGGAGUAAAAUCUUAAAAAAGACAUAAAAAAUGUGACAGUGCGCACUAAGUGGGACAAGUGUAAAUUGUGUUUGUUUGUUUUUCUGGAAAAAAAUCACGCAAGGACAUAUAUUCAGGGUUUCAAAUGUCUAUUUUUAUACCCACUCAAGAAUAACUCUUGUCAAAUCAAAAACGCCGGUUUAAGAGCAUCAGUUCGGUUUUCCUCCAUACUACCACUUAGUAUCUUUAUGAAUCACCUUUUAGCUCGACAUUUGUUUUCACUGCCGCGUGUUGCACCAUUCUCAAGAUCCGAGAAAGCAUUUUAGUAAUGUUGACUGACAUACAUGACGCACCUUAGCCCACGGUUUUAUUCCCACCUUUUUGCAUUUCCCCCAAAUCGUGUGUGAUAUGACCACAAUCUGUUCAAAAUGUAUUAAAAGAUAAAUCAGGGUUUCAGGACUGAUCAGCUCAGUCAAGUCUAACAGAACAUGAUUAAGGUGGUGCUACAUUAUUAGUUUUGGUUUUGAAUUGGAUGAAUGGUUAGCUUCGUGAUUGCUAACCACUUGGUGGUUACCUGCGACUAAGAUAUUGAUCAUGUUACCUAUGACACAGGUAUGCCCAGCCAACAAUACAGUUGCAAUCAUGCCUUACAUCUGAUGUUUUUUUCUCUUAAGCACUGAUGGACUCAGCCAAUCUGAAAAUUAGUGUUGUUGUUGUUGUUUUGUAACUCAAACAUACUGUAUCAAUACCAUUCUCUCAGAGAUUGUGGUUGAGUCAGUAGAAGGCACUUUAUUUUUUUUGUAUUUUAAUUACAUGUAUGGGGUUUGUGUAUGUAUAAGGAUAUAUAUACACAGACUUGUGAGUGGCUAAAUGUUAUCUAUAGCAAGUGGGCACAAUACAAUUGUGGAAAGUGGUGGGUGAAACAAUUUAAUGUUCUGUUCCAUGGCAAAGUGUUUGGGUUUUGUGUUUGUGCUCACUAACAAGUUUCCCAGACCCUCAUCCCACUGUCCUUCCUAUAUGUAAACCUAGCCCAAUCCCACAUUGAGGAUUAUACUCUUGUCAGUGGUCAUAAUGGCAUUAGUCUAUCAAGUAUGCACAUAUGCCGUCUCCAUAAAAUUGUGGUAGCCUAUACGUAUACUAAAAUCCCUGCAUUUCAUGUAACUUAGUAUACUAUAUUUCCUUUCAGUCCGAUUGUGGAUAAACUACUGGUGGGGAAGAAACCAAAAUAAAAAUAAAAUAUAUCUUUUUA
Syngnathus typhle (broad-nosed pipefish) is the source of this 4260-nucleotide messenger RNA. It is a transcript of the gene znf711, whose product is annotated as zinc finger protein 711. NCBI's taxonomy places the organism in Eukaryota, Metazoa, Chordata, Actinopteri, Syngnathiformes, Syngnathidae. Gene Ontology annotation, biological process: regulation of transcription by RNA polymerase II. The coding region runs from base 281 to 2833 and encodes 850 amino acids. Gene Ontology annotation, molecular function: RNA polymerase II transcription regulatory region sequence-specific DNA binding; DNA-binding transcription factor activity, RNA polymerase II-specific; metal ion binding. Gene Ontology annotation, cellular component: nucleus. The transcript has 8 exons. The record is from RefSeq and is a predicted model, not a curated record.